AUGGGCGCAACGAAUAGCUUAGAAAGCUCGGGGGAAAAAUUCGAUCCAAGGCUGGUCAUUGGUCCGACUCAAGUCUGUGGGCUCUUGAGUGCCGUACUAUUCGGUUGCCUUGCUUGCCAGUCCUACGUGUAUUUCACAAGAUUCAAAAGUGAUCACUUCGUCCUCAAAGUAAUUGUAUCUGCUGUCACCUUGCUUCAGCUGGGCCACUUCGUCUGCAUAAUAUCAACAUUAUGGACAAUGACUGUCAACAGUUAUUGUGACCCCUCUCAACUCAUGGCGCUUCACGUAGCAGUAGACCUGGCUAUUUCAUUCAGCGGAUUCACGGCAUUCAUCGUGCAGGCAAGUAAUUUCUGGCUUGUAACGGCGACCUCAACGACGGACCUCGUGACUUUUGGAGACCUUCAAUUUUUACUCAUUGCGAUUCUUUUCAUCGUAUUUGAUUCUUGUAUGGCUAUGGCUUACAAAGUGUUUGCGUUAAUGAUUCAUCAGUUUAAUGGCCAUUGUAUUGGCAACAUGGUUGUGGGGAACUUCUUGUUAGCCUCGUUAAAUCGGCGGUUACUCCUUCGCGAGAGUUGGGGGGCUCCAAGAGGUAGUGCCCGGAGUUGUGGUGGUAUAAACACGAUUGUCUUCAAAGCCGGAGCUAUGCAAUCACAAGCAGACCCACUGGAGAACUCCAGGAACCUCGACGUUGAAAUGUUCCAGGCAGAAGGCCCAGCCGACGAAGAAUACGGGCAGGUUUAA
Messenger RNA from Suillus fuscotomentosus, 741 nucleotides. RefSeq lists its product as uncharacterized. Lineage: Eukaryota; Fungi; Basidiomycota; Agaricomycetes; Boletales; Suillaceae. Bases 1 to 741 code for a protein of 246 amino acids. The record is from RefSeq and is a predicted model, not a curated record. The transcript is spliced from 8 exons.